AUGUGGCAAGGCAACUCCGCUAGAGGGGGGCCCCCAGGGGCCCCUCUCCCACCAACAGCAGCAGCAGCAACAGGAGGAGGGGGAGCAGCAUCAGCACCUUCGUCUCCGUCUUCCUCAAUAGCAGCAGCGCCAGCAGCAGCACCUACAGCAGUAGUUGGUACUGCUACGUCUACGACUACUGCUGCUGCUGCGUGCUCCUCUCCUCUUGCUGCUGUAUCUGCAUCUCCUGGGGGCCCCUCUGGUGGUCGUUUUUCUUUGGGUUCCCCUCGUAUUAUUUUAUCUCUUUCUCCUUCCCCUGCUUCUUCUCCUUCUUUCCCUGCCAUGCCUAACCCUCAGGUGCCGCUAGACGCGCAGGUGCCCCUAGAUGCACGGGGGCCCCUAGACACACAGGGGCCCCCAGCCGUAGAGGGGCCCCCAAACACGAAGGGGCCCACAGGCGUAGAGGGGCCCCAACAAACUCCUCAAGGGCCCCCUCGUACCCACCGACAUCGCGAUGCCGAGGGGCCCCUCGAGCCGAGGGGACCCCCUGAGCCUCAUGUUGCCCCCCAACAUAAAGGGCCCCAACCCCCAGACGGUGGGGCCCCCCCCACAGGGGGUCGUCUGCCGCCAGCAUCUAGACCUACAGGGAGGGGGGCGGCAGGGGCCCCUGCGGCCCCUCCAGAAGGCGUGGGGGCCCCUCCCUCCGCGUCAGUUGUGAAAGGCCCCAUUGGGGAGGCGCCCCUAGGGGCCCCCUCUGAGGGAAGGGCCCCCCCUGCAGGGGGUACGCUAGCAGCAUUUAAAGUACCCCUUUAUAAAGAUGGUUCGUCAGGCAAGGGUUUGUGGUUAGUUGGGGGGUCCCUCCCUGAGACAGUGGCCCUUAGGGGGCCCCUCCUUAGAGCUAUUCGUAAACUUAUUGAGGGUACUAUUAAGAGACCAAGGGGGGGGGCCCGAGGGGGCCCCCAAGCCAUUGCCGCUGCCAAAGCUGACGCUAUCAUAAGGCGACUUGACGCUCUUCUUGCGCAGGAGGGGGAAGCACCAAAGCGAUCUCGGGCACCGCGAAGGUCUGCAGUUCAACCAGUAGGGUCAUGUGAGGGGGCCCCUACCGAGACCCCAUCAGGGGCCCCCAAGGGCCCCCCUGGGGGCCCCCAGGGGUCUUGGAGUUCCUCGACUGAUGGAGGAGAUAGGAAGACUACAACAAAAGAAGGGGCACGGGGGCCCCUACGAGACUUGGGGUCCCUUGAGGUGUCUCUGGGGGCCCCCGAUGCAUCCAAGGGGCCCCUCGUUGUCUCUGUGCAGCGGCUGCCUCCGCUGCAGAGGCAGCAAAGACAGCAGCAGGAAACUCCUUCCUUUACAGAUGAAGUCCGGCAAAAGCUCACAGCGCAACUGUGCGAGUCUGCUGCUUCGCUGUUUGGAGCGGCGGAUUCGUUAGUUGAGGAUUUUAGUGGUUGUCCUGCAGCAGAUGUUCUCCCUCAGGCCUGCGCAUCGGAGGUGCAGCGGAUGCUGAGCCGUUGCUGCGUAUUGACGGGACCCCGCCCCUUCCUCCUAUCUGCAGCAGAAAAGGAAAAGGAUUUGGGCGCCCCCCUUGCAGGUCCUCGUGGAUAUGCUUCUGCUGCUGUUUUAGCAGAAGGGGCCCACCGGAUACCUCUUGGUAUGCUGCUGCAGCAGCAGCAGCAAAUAGACCCUCAUUGUGGCGAUGUAUACAUUUCCCUUAAGGAGCCGUCGUCAAAGCAGCAGACAGAAGACCAACGGAACAGCAGCAGCAGCAGCAGCAGCAUUACCAACAAGCAGCAGCAGCAGCAGCAACAGGAGGAGGAGGUUGUAUAUUCUGAGGAUAAGCAGCGUCAACCAAAGAAAGAGGAGCAGCAACAGCAGCAAGAACAACAACAACUGCAGCAGCAGCAGCAGCAUAAGGAUGAUAUAAUGAUAAAGAGGCCUGGUGGUGUUGGUGGUGCAUACAUACCCAUACAGAACGGCAUCAUGAGCAAUAAUAACAAAGAAGAGGAAAAUAAAAGAAAUAUAUUAUAUAAUAAUAAUAAUAAUAAUAUAAAUAAUAAUAUAAAUAAUAAGAAUAAAGAAGAAAAAGAAAAAGAAAAAGAUGAAUAUUUUUCUUUAUAUGAUGCCUUUUCUUCUUUCUGUUCAUCAUCGGAAGAUGAAAUGGCGGAUGGCGUUCCUUUUGAUGAGGCGGAUGGAUUAGCUGAGGUGUAUGUACACCCUACAGCUGUAUCCUUUCUUACUCCUAGAGGAUUUGAUCCAUUAGGUAUGCGUGCUGCUGCAUUGCAGCAACAAACACCAACAGAUCAGCUAUGGGGGUUACUACUUUCCUUACCGCAGCAGCAGCAGCAGCAGCAGCUACAUCCUGAUGCUGCUGCUGAUUGGAUACGUAAACAAAUCAGGAGGAGAAAAAGAAUUCAUAGAAGACAAUUGCUGCUUAGAGCUAUGCAACUCGAAAGAGCUGCUGCUGCUGCUGCACAAGGCAAUUCUGCUGCUGCUGCACUGCAGCAGCUCAGACCACAUGAGCAACACGAACUUAAUAGCAUCUAUAAGCUGCUGCAGCAACAGCAGCAAAUGCAAAAAUGUCUUAAAAAAAGAAAACAAAUGAUGGCACAUGCACAAGCUCAACAACAGAGGCAGCAGCAGGAACAGGAACAGCAACAGCAGCAACAGCAACAACACCAGCAACACCAGCAGCAGCAAACACAAAUGCUGCAGCAGCAGCAACAAUCAAUGAUGCAACAACAGCAGCAACAACAGGACCAACAGCAGCAACACUGCAAGCAAGAACAGCAACAACCCCACACCCUACAGACACUGCAGCAAAACCAAAUUCCUAUGCAGCAGCAUACAAUGCAGCAGCACCAGCAGCAAGUGCAGCAGCAACAGCAAGUGCUGCAGCAGCAACACCAAAUGCAGCAGCAAAAACAAAACUCUGCUCAGGACAACCUCCUGAUGGUGCAGCAACAAGAGCAACAGCAACGCACUCAAGAACAACAACAGCAGCAGCAGCAAUUUCAACGGCAGCUGCAGCAGCCACACAUGCAGCAGCAGAAUUUGCAGCAGCAGCACAUGCAACAGCAGCAUUUGCAGCAGCAGCAUUUGCAGCAACAGCACAUGCAACAGCAGCCCCUACAGCAGCAGCACAUGCAACAGCAGCACAUGCAACAGCAGCACAUGCAACAGCAGCACAUGCAACAGCAGAUGCUACUGCAGCAGCAGGUCGCGCACCAGCAGCAGCAUCCGCAACCGCAUUUGCUGCAGCAGCACCAACUGCAGCAAACGCAGCAGAACCAGCAACCGAGCUCAAAAGAGCAGCAGCAGUUGCUGCAGCAGCACAACCAGCAGCUGCAGCAACAGCACCACCAGCAGCAGUUGCUGCAGCAUCAGCAGCACAUCAUGCAACAACCGUCGCAGCAGCAGCAGCUCGUGCAACAGCAGCACCUGAUGCAGCAGCAGCAACAACUGCUUCAGCAGUAA
Molecule: messenger RNA, 3450 nt
Organism: Eimeria maxima
Lineage: Eukaryota; Apicomplexa; Conoidasida; Eucoccidiorida; Eimeriidae
Exons: 4
Coding region: 1-3450 (1149 amino acids)
Source: RefSeq, a predicted model, not a curated record